Messenger RNA from Macadamia integrifolia, 1957 nucleotides. RefSeq names its product F-box protein At5g46170-like. Bases 336 to 1541 code for a protein of 401 amino acids. The transcript has 2 exons. Gene Ontology annotation, molecular function: protein binding. The record is from RefSeq and is a predicted model, not a curated record. NCBI's taxonomy places the organism in Eukaryota, Viridiplantae, Streptophyta, Magnoliopsida, Proteales, Proteaceae.
CAUUUCCUGUCCAUCUCCCACUUUUCUCCAAAAAGCCAGAUCCCCCCACCCCUUCCUCCAUCUCAUCUUAAUCUCAUCUUCUUCUUCUCUCUCUCUCUCUCUCUGUUAAGUGCCUCUCACCUGCCUCUCUUCCUUUCUCUCUCUGACAUAUCUGUUGAAACGACCAUGUCUUAUCUCCGACGGUUUCAAGCUUUCCCGGAGAAACCUUGUUGGUUUCCUUAGCUUUAGGGUUUGUCUUCUUUGGAGUUAGGGUUUCUCUUCGUCCAUCUCUCUCUCUCUGUUUCUUAGAUCAGGUCAGAUCAUCUCGUUCAAUCUCUCUUUCUCUCUCCCUUACCAUGUCUUCUCUCCGACCAGAUCUCAAGGGUCGAAUAUGGCCAGAACCAGAGCGAGAGCCGGGGUUGGACACAGAAUCCGAAGUAGAGAUCGAUCACUUCGAUAGGUUACCAGAUUCUCUGUUACUUAUAGUCUUCAACAAGAUCGGUGACGUUAAAGCUUUGGGUCGUUGCUGCGUCGUCUCUCGCAGGUUCCAUGACUUGGUUCCUCAGGUGGAUAACGUUGUGGUGAGAGUUGAUUGCGUUAUCUCCGACGAUGAUUCCUCUUCCGGUGCCGCCACCGCUGAUAAGAACCGAGGUGCGUUUUCGAACUUUGUUCGUUUUGUGUUCGGUGGAAUUGUGAAGCCUCUGCAAGCGCUUGGACAAUUCCUUGGACCCAAGAAGAAUUUGUCAACUUCUACAGCGUCGUCUUCCGGAUUUGGUGGUGGUAGUGGUGCUGGUCUUGGGGGAGGUGAAGAGGACGAUACGGAGGCCAGUGGAGUCACACACCACUCACCCACGCAGGUCCUUAAGAACUUCAAUGAGAUCCGCCGGCUACGGAUUGAGCUCCCAAGCGGAGAAUUAGGGAUCGAUUCUGGUGUUUUACUCAGAUGGAGAGCCGACUUUGGAUCAACCCUUGAUAACUGUGCGAUCCUUGGUGCCUCCUCUGUUCUCUCCCCUGGUACCGCUAAAUCAGACACCGGUGGUGGUGAUGCUUUGUAUGUUGGCGGCAAUGGAGAUGACAAUGGGAACAUACCUGAAUCGUUUUAUACCAACGGGGGUCUGAAAUUGAGAGUCGUUUGGACGAUUAGCUCUCUGAUUGCAGCUUCUGCAAGGCAUUACUUGCUCCAGCCGAUAAUUGCGGAGCAUCGCACCCUCGACAGCCUUGUUCUCGCAGAUGCUGAUGGGCAAGGUGUGCUGUGUAUGAGCAGAGAGCAAUUGGAGGAGCUUAGGGUGAAACCCUUGUCUGCUUCUACCGCUUCGAGGCGAACUCUGGUGCCUGCACUCAACAUGAGGCUGUGGUAUGCUCCGCACUUGGAGCUGCCCAAUGGGGUUGUGCUGAAGGGGGCGACACUGGUUGCCAUUCGGCCGAGUGAGCAACCAGCGUCGACAAAGAAGGACAGCUCUGAUUGUUCUUGGGUUUCAGCAGCUUUUGAAGAGCCAUAUGGGACGGCCGCGAAGCUUCUGGUGAAGAGACGAACUUACUGCCUUGAGAUGAACUCCUUCUGAGGCUAUGGGAAGUUGAGGGUAACGCGAGAGGUGCUUUGAGGAAGUGAUGGGAGAUGCAGAGUAUUUUGUGAGGCAGAAAUAACUUAUCAUUCACGGAGAGAUGAGAUUAGGGGAAACGUUGGGUGCUCAUCUGAGAUCUUUGGUUCCUCUUUCUGUCCAAGUGAGAGAAUCCCCGGAUGGUGCUAUGUUCAGUAGAGGGAUCGUUUGCUUAUGUGUGGUUGAACCGAAAGAAAUGCAUCUGCUUUUUGUUUUUGUUGUGGGCAUAUGUUUGUUACAGAGUUCACACAUUCAAUCCAACUCAAUCUAAGAGUGAUGUUGUUAGAGCUUUAAAAAGUUGUUAGUCAGUCCCAACUUCAAAUGAAAAUUUCAUUGUAAAUGUGAAUAUUGUAGGUAACAUAUGUUUUUGCUCUUGUGAA